This is a messenger RNA of Maylandia zebra (zebra mbuna), 2550 nucleotides long. RefSeq names its product deoxyribonuclease II, lysosomal (gene dnase2). Gene Ontology annotation, biological process: apoptotic DNA fragmentation. The record is from RefSeq and is a predicted model, not a curated record. Gene Ontology annotation, molecular function: deoxyribonuclease II activity. Lineage: Eukaryota; Metazoa; Chordata; Actinopteri; Cichliformes; Cichlidae.
GAAGGAUAAGUUUCGAAGUUUUGGAGCACUUAAAACAGUCUUCACGCCUAAACCGUGAGAGCUAUUUAGGAUUAAUUGGAUUUUAUUUCUUUAGUGCGAUAAUUUCCCUGUAAUGUAAUGUCUGCCGUUGGUAGCGAUCGCUCCGUUGUCUUUGUCAUACGUCAUUGUCUCCUCCCGGAGCUUUCGGCCGAGAUCAAAACAAGCACGUACCAGUCCCUGUAGGAAACACUUGUAGGCUGGGAUGUACUCGAAGAAGACGAAACUUGAGGCCACAGCCGAUCUUCGUGCAGCAAAAUAAAACAAGACUUUAUUGAGAACAUACGUGAGGAUGCUUCUGUCCCUGUCCGUGCUGAUCCUCUACGUGCCGUUAGAGGGCAGCAGCUCACCAAUCAGUUGCUACAAUGACCAAGGAGAUGCUGUUGAUUGGUUCUAUAUAUACAAACUUCCCAAAGAGCAUGGCAGUAAGUCUCCUGAACAAGGUGAGAUGUAUUUGCUUUUGGACCAAGGAAGUGAAGGAUGGACUAAAGGGAAGGGGACAGUGAAUGACACCACGAGCGCCCUGGGCAGGACGGUCGGACAGCUGUACACGCAGGGGAAGAAUACAGACAUUGCAUACAUCCUUUACAAUGACCAGAAGCCACACGAGGACUCGUCUGGUGACAGAUGGGUUCAUAACAGUGAGAGCAGAGGGGGUCACACGAAAGGUGUUGUGCUGCUGGAUAAAAAUCAGGGUUUCUGGUUGGUCCACAGCACCCCUCAGUUUCCUCCUGUUCAACAGGCAGGGGAGUAUUAUUACCCCAGCAGCGGGGAGAAUAAUGGGCAAAACUUCAUCUGUGUUACAUACCCGCUCGACCAUUUCCAGACCAUCGGAGAACAGCUGGAGAUCAAUCAACCUAAUGUGUAUGACUGCAGCAUCCCAGAGUCUUUGGCAUCCCAGGUGCCUUCGCUCGCUGCUCUUUGUGGCAAAAGAAAUCGGAAAUAUGAAUUCUUUCCACAUGCCAAACCUGUGUCCAAUCGCAGCGUGACACUCACCUCAAAGGGUGGGACAAACUUCAUCAGCUUUGCCAAAGGAGCCUCUUUUGACAACGAUCUGUAUCAUGCGUGGGUGGCCCCAACCCUCCAGUCAGACCUCUUGGUCCAGUUCUGGAUUCGCUCCACGGGCAUCCUUUCUUCCGACUGCUCGGAUGACUGGAAGGUCCUGAACAUCAAGCUCCUCAACCCUGGGCAGACGUUCUCCUUCAAGACCAGCCAGGACCACUCCAAAUGGGCGGUGAGCCCCAGUGAGACUGGGGCUGGUGGAGGCUGGGUGUGUGUCGGGGACAUAAAUCGAGAUGAGGCUGAGGAGAAGCGGGGUGGAGGCACAGUGUGUCAUCGUGAUCCGGUGGUGUGGAAGGCUUACCGAACAGCGGCCUUGGACUGUGAGGACUGUCAAGGAAAAACAGUCCAGUGCUGAGAGUCUGGAGGAGCCAGAUGUGUCAACUUGGACAUGAUGAGUCAUGAGGGUGAAAAAAUAUAACGCGAACAGGGUUUUAUGUGGAUUUAUUUGUUACAGAUUUCUGUUCACAUCUAGUGAAAUCUAUGUGAAAUAUUUAGCCUUUAACAUUUAGACAAUUUCAGUUUUUUAGUUUAAACACAUUCCUGCCAGACGUUUUACACUAAUCUAGUGAUCAGUAGAUGACAGUAAGAUGCCAAUAAACAGCAAUGCAAUAUUUCAAUCAGUCCAUAGAGUCUCAUCUUCAAAUAAUUACUAUUUAACAGUAAAUAGUAAUGACUUUCAAGUAUGUGCAGGUGUUAUUGUUUAUUUCAGAUUUGAUUCAUAGUGACCAAAAAACCAAACAUCUGCAUCUAAUUUAGGUGUAACUAGAAGUCGUGACAUUACACAUUAAAGCCAGUCAUCACUCACACCUACUAGAGAAGUAGACAUAUACUUCAAAUGAAAUGAUCGACUCGUCCAACUUUAGCUAAAAUAUAAAAUUUCCAUCAGCCACAGACACUCAAUGGGAGCAUUUUACUUGUUCCUCUGUUAAGUAUGAUUUCAUGUGGUUAUCAAGGGUUAUAGAGUUGUUCUCUUUAUAAUUUUAGAUUUUCUGGAGCUGGAAUAGUUAUGAGUAAUAUGUUCAUUUUGUAAAAGACAAAAACCUCAAAAGUGGCACUUUAGUGGUUCAAGCAUCUUUAUAACCACUGGGUACUGUUUUCAGAGAAACUGAAGAGACACUGGUGCGAACGGGAUGAGUGCCGUUUCACUCACUGACAUUUUCUGCUUUUAAACAUUAGCUCGUUUAUUCUCAGGGAGAAUUCCAAACCUGCUGGUUAAUUCUUUUUAAUCAAAUGUGGGAAUGAUUGUGCUUAAUAACAAUCUGUCACUGAUGAUAAAUUACAGACACUUGAAUCAUUAACCAGGCUUGUAUGAGUGUGUGUGCAUCUCCAGCAUGAGCUUUAGAUUUGAUACUUUUCCACAUAUAUACAUUAAUUCUGACCCUGACUGUGCUUGAAGAUUGUCUUGUCACUGGUUGUCUUGAAUUUGAAUAAAGAUACGAAGAAAAAUAUGUA